Schistosoma mattheei is the source of this 725-nucleotide messenger RNA. The record is from the annotation of a GenBank genome assembly. NCBI's taxonomy places the organism in Eukaryota, Metazoa, Platyhelminthes, Trematoda, Strigeidida, Schistosomatidae.
AUGGCUACUGUUCUCCCGAAGUUUUCUGAUUUGUAUAGUUUGAAAGAAGAAGUAGGGCGUGGGGCAUUCUCAAUUGUUCGAAAAUGCAUUCAGCUCUCAACAGGUUUAGAAUUUGCCGCUAAGAUCAUAAAUACAAAACGUCUGUCAACCAGAGACAUGCAGAAGUUGGAACGCGAGGCCAGAAUAUGCAGGCUUCUGAAGCACCCUAACAUAGUUCGCCUAUACGAUGACAUUCAGGACGAAGGGUUUCACUACCUCGUAUUUGAUUUGGUAACUGGUGGUGAACUCUUCGAGGACAUUGUUGCUCGAGAAUUCUACAGUGAAGCGGAUGCUAGUAACUGUAUGCAGCAAAUUAUUGAAAGUGUGAAUUAUUGUCAUCAGAAUAAUAUUGUACAUCGAGAUUUAAAGCCAGAAAAUUUGUUGCUUGCUAGUAAAUCCAAGGGGGCUGCAGUGAAACUAGCGGAUUUCGGUCUGGCGAUAGAAGUUCAGGGUGAUCAACCAGCUUGGUUUGGUUUUGCUGGCACUCCCGGUUAUCUUUCUCCAGAGGUUUUGCGUAAAGAACCAUAUGGUAAAGCGGUAGACGUCUGGGCUUGCGGUGUUAUUCUUUACAUCCUUCUUGUUGGAUAUCCACCAUUCUGGGACGAAGAUCAAAAUCGAUUGUACAGUCAAAUCAAAUCGGGAGCAUAUGAUUAUCCUUCACCAGAAUGGGAUACAGUUACCCCUGA